AGGGCGAAAAGAAGAACUCUGCCGCAGGAUCAUAAGUAUCUGCCCCGCUUCCAGCCGCGAGGGAAAACCAGAAGCAAAAGAAGCCUUGCAGGAGGUGAAGAGUAGAGCAAUGGCGGGGAACGAUCAGGACGAGUUCUAUCUCCGUUACUACGUGGGUCACAAGGGCAAGUUCGGGCACGAGUUCCUGGAGUUCGAGUUCCGCCCCGAUGGCAAACUUCGUUACGCUAACAACUCCAACUACAAGAACGACACUAUGAUCCGCAAGGAGGUCUUCCUCACCCCCGCCGUCCUCCGCGAGUGCCGCCGCAUCAUCUCCGAGAGCGAGAUAAUGAAAGAAGAUGAUAAUAACUGGCCAGAGCCGGAUAGGGUAGGGAGGCAGGAAUUAGAAAUUGUGAUGGGCAACGAGCACAUCUCUUUCACCACAUCGAAGAUUGGGUCCCUCGUGGACGUCCAGAGCAGCAAAGAUCCAGAGGGGCUGCGUAUCUUCUAUUAUCUGGUUCAGGACCUGAAGUGUUUUGUGUUUUCCCUCAUAUCCCUCCACUUCAAGAUCAAGCCAAUUCAAUCUUGAGUUUGCCUGGGUAGUUCAAAGUUCACCUUGUUCUGUCUUUCUUUGAUAACGGUGCAGAUCCAAGCUCAAAAAUAGACAUUACUAAAGUUAUGAGGUUUGCUGUAGUUUCUUAUGAUUAUAUGUUUGGAUAAGCUUUAGCAAACGUUGAGUUGGUAAGUGCUUUUCUGUCUCGGUUUGUUCUCAUAUACAUGCAGUAACAGACGCUGCUACUUUGGUCCAAUUUUAUUGUUGAAUCUUAGCUCUUUUAUCCGGGCAGUGGAGUUUUUCCAGAAUA
Messenger RNA from Dendrobium catenatum, 842 nucleotides. Its product is annotated as protein mago nashi homolog 2. The record is from RefSeq and is a predicted model, not a curated record. Gene Ontology annotation, cellular component: exon-exon junction complex; nucleus. NCBI's taxonomy places the organism in Eukaryota, Viridiplantae, Streptophyta, Magnoliopsida, Asparagales, Orchidaceae. Gene Ontology annotation, biological process: RNA splicing. The transcript has 3 exons. Bases 110 to 568 code for a protein of 152 amino acids.